This is a messenger RNA of Perca flavescens (yellow perch), 738 nucleotides long. Its product is annotated as C-type lectin domain family 10 member A-like. The transcript has 5 exons. The record is from RefSeq and is a predicted model, not a curated record. Bases 1 to 738 code for a protein of 245 amino acids. Lineage: Eukaryota; Metazoa; Chordata; Actinopteri; Perciformes; Percidae.
AUGGGCCUUCGUAUCUACUUUACUUCUGUCAUUACUGAAAACGAUGCAAAGCUGAUGUCAGAAAUCCAGCAGCUGGAGACACUGAUGCAGCAUCUGAAUUUAUCCAAAGACAACGAGACUCUACUGGCUGCCAUUCAGCACCUGACAAACCUCAACGACAAACUGAGCUCAGACAAUGAGAAGUUGAGGAGGGACUACAACAAUCUGACAGUCCAGUUGGGCGACCUGACACAAAACUAUACUGUCUUAGAAAGCAAGAUCACAAACCUGACUACAGACGUCCAGAACCUGAGAACACAAAACCUGCAGCUGGAGACACAGAGGAAGAACUUAACAAAACGAAUACAAGACAUGGAGACAAACUGGAAUGAGCUCAACGUCAGCCGAGCUCAGUGGAGCAUUGAUGCCUACUGCCCCAAAACAAGUAACGUGAGACAGUGUAAAGCUUGUCAGGAUGGCUGGGAACUCACCGGGUCUAACUGCUAUGUGAUUCAUGACGAUGCUGAUUCUGCUGAUCAGAAAACCUGGGAAGAAGCUCGACAAGACUGCAGAGGAAAGAGUUCAGAUUUGGUUGUUGUACAUAGUCAAGAGGAACAGACUACACUCAAUACAUACAGCUGGCAUAGUUCAGAAACUGUUGGAUACUGGAUUGGCCUGAGAGCUGAAGGUGGGAGAUGGAAGUGGAUUGAUGGAAGUGAUCUGACUCUACUGGACACCACAACCUCCUCCUCCUACUGA